AUGCGUAAGCACCAUCCGUCAGGGCGCCAAAUCACCAGUAAAAACAGCUUAUUUACUGCAGAUCGCCAAAGACGGACGAAGUUUACAGUCAUUCCCUUAGGAUCAACGGUUUUGCGAGAAAGCCAGCCGAUAUCGGAGGAAACCAUUCUAGAAGUAUUUGAGAAUAAUUUGCAGACACAAUAUUCCCCUGCCCAGUUGGAAUUUUUUCCCAACUACUUGCUGAUUAGCCGAAAAAGGGAUCAGGAGAGCUAUCCUUAUACGCACUUUAUACACUUUUAUCAAUGCUCAGAAGUUCCGGAUGUAUUCAUGUGGUAUACAAGAGAUGAGUUCACUGGCAAACGUGUGUACGAUGCAUACAUGUGCCAAUCAGAAAAGGAGGUGAAGGCUAUACGGGACCAGCUCUAUCAAGCAACAUCGAAAUCCCUUCGAAUCUUCACUGAUAUCCCCGGAUACCGUCGAAGCAGAUUCUCCCCAGUAUCCACUGAAGGGACUGACUUAGGAGAAAAAUACGACGAAAAUGGCUUGCUGGAAGUACACGCAUCAUACAGCGAUGAUUCCUCUGCGUCUCAUUCGAUUACUUCGAUUGAACAUUGGGAUAUACCCACAGAAUUCGGAUCCAGUAGACCAAAACGGAUGCAUCGGAUCAGACACCAGAUCUCCGAAGUUCCCACCUUAAACCCGAUCGUUGUUUCAACGCCCUUUCCAGGAACAGGGUGUAAUGGUCCGAGAUCUCGGCGUUCAGCCUCAAGAUCUAGAAGUCGGAGGACAGCUUCUACCCUAAAAAUGUACAAACAUGUGAACAGAAGCACUAUUGUUGAACAUGGUGACGGGACGUUCUAUGCAGCUGUUCGAGGAGUUAUUUACCAGUACAGAGGCAUC
Molecule: messenger RNA, 879 nt
Organism: Opisthorchis viverrini
Lineage: Eukaryota; Metazoa; Platyhelminthes; Trematoda; Opisthorchiida; Opisthorchiidae
Exons: 2
Source: RefSeq, a predicted model, not a curated record